UAAAACUUUCUUCCCCCGCGAGAUCAGUCCUUCAGAAUAUAAAUCCCGGUGACUCACUCUCGUUUCCCCUCUUUCUUACUCCGCAGGGAAAACUCCUCGGCUUCCCUCCAAACGUAGCUCAAAAUUCAAAGAUCAAAGAAGCAGCGAUAGGGUUGAAUUGUUCUGGUUCUUGUGAGCCAUGAAUGCUCGAAGGGACUACCGUGGCAACAAAGUUGCUCUUUUUGAUGGCAUUGAGGAGGGUGGCAUCAGGGCCUCGGCUUCCUACUCCCAUGAAAUUGAUGAACAUGAUAAUGAAAGAGCAGUGGAUGGAUUGCAAGAUAGAGUCAAUUUGCUGAAGAGAUUGUCUGGUGAUAUACAUGAGGAGGUGGAGAGUCAUAAUCACAUGUUGGACAGAAUGGGAAACGAUAUGGAUUCAUCAAGGGGAGUGCUAUCUGGUACAAUGGACAAGUUUAAGAUGGUUUUCGAGACGAAGUCAAGCCAGAGAAUGUUUACACUAGUGGCAUCUUUUGUGGUCAUUUUCCUAGUUAUAUACUAUCUCACUAGGUAACUGAUCCACGAUGGAUUGGAUACAGCCACUAGUUUUAAGUUGAUAUGGAAGACCUUGCUCUUGACUGUAAUCAAUGUUUACCUUGUGCUUGUAAGAUAUUCUGGUAUGUUUAUAUUUAAAUGUAUGAAAUAGAGGAGUUAAAUACCUGAACCGCCUUAUCAACCCCCACCCCAAGCCAAAGCCAAGCCAGAAGUUAUUGUUUUUCUGAGUUACAUUUAACUGCAGAGGUAAACGAAGCUUGUAAUUUAGGCACAAAAUUGAGGUUGAAACAAUUGUUUUGAAACCUAGCUUUA
Molecule: messenger RNA, 840 nt
Organism: Prunus dulcis (almond)
Lineage: Eukaryota; Viridiplantae; Streptophyta; Magnoliopsida; Rosales; Rosaceae
Product: bet1-like SNARE 1-1
Exons: 6
Coding region: 179-547 (122 amino acids)
Source: RefSeq, a predicted model, not a curated record